ACAUCUUCCCGGGCCUUGCUUGGGGCUGCAGCUGCAGAGCUGGGUCAGGCAGGGACGGGAGAGACGGAUCCAAGGGCCCUGAUCUCCCACCGCCCGGCUGGAGGGCACCAUGGACCGAGGCAACACGACUCUCCAGCCAACUGCUGGGGCAAAUUCCAGCCAGAUCCCAGCAUCUGUGAGCGCCUCUCACCUUGCCGCGGCCGUGUUGCUCUUCAUCACCUUCCUGGUGGGUGUGGUGGGGAACGGGCUGUACCUGUGGGUGCUGGGGCUGAAGAUGAGGAUGACAGUGACCACGCUCUUGUUCCUGCACCUGGUCUCCUGCUACCUUCUUUUCACCCUGCUGAUCCCCUUUUUUGCUGUCUAUGUCCUCCUGGAUUUCCACUGGGUAUUUGGCAUGGCCAUGUGCAAACUCCUGAAUGCCUGCAUCUCUCUGGGCAUGUUCACCUCUGUCUUCCUUCUGACCCUCAUCAGCCUGGACCGCUACAUCCUCACUCACCAUCCCAUCUGGUGCCGGCAUCACCGCACCGUGCCCCAGGUCAGGAAGCUGGUUGUGGGCGUGUGGCUGGUCUCCUUAGCUCUCAGUGCUCCCUACCUGGCUUUCCGGGAGACCCGCGUGUUGGACGGGGGCAAAAUCACCUGCACCAACAAUUACAACUUCUCCAGAGACGGGAAUGGAGUCGAGACGCAGGACCUGGGCAGACGGGUCCGCCUGGCCGUCUUCAUGGUCCGGUUCCUUCUGGGCUUCCUGCUGCCCUUCUGCACCAUCGCGGGAUGCUACGGCUGCGUGGGGCUGGAGAUGAAGGAGAAGGGGCUGGCGCGGAGCAGGAAGCCCUUCAAAGUCAUGGGGGCCGCGGUGGUUUCCUUCUUCCUCAGCUGGCUGCCCUACCAUCUCUAUCAUGGCUUGAAGUUCUUCAAAGACGGGUGGGAGCUGGACAGCAUCCUGGUCAUUUACACUCUCACCUCCUGCUUCAACGCCUGCUUCACCCCUGUCCUCUACCUCUUCGUGGGGCGGCGGUUCCAGCAGGUGCUCAAGACAUCCCUGUUUGCUCUGCUUCGGGAGACUUUUGCUGACGACCUCAGUGGCAACGGCGUUAUCUCCCAUGAGAGCUCUGGGGUGGCAGCUGGCAAAUGGGAGCUGCCUGACCAAGUUACGGGGCCUCUGGAUUUAGGGUCAGGGAGCUUAGAACCCAGGGUUCUAGAUUAAUUGAUGCAGAGGUUAAUGGCCUUGAGCUCUCCCAGCAUCAGAAAGUCUGGUGUGAUGCAGCAGGUUCUAGAAUAAUGGUAUGUUCUAAAACGUUACGGGUUCCAGAUUUCUUGAUGCUUUAACAAAAAUCCAAAUGGUUCUUGACUGAGUCAAGAACAUCAUGGGUUCUCGAUCAUCCCCCUUCAAGCCCCUGGUGUGAUUUCAUAUGUUGUAAAUUCUCAAUGUGUUCUAUAACAGAGAGGGUUCUAGAUAUCUCCCCCUUUAAACUCCUGAUAUAGCCCUGUAUGUUCUAGCUUCCUGUUUUGCCCUAUAGCUUCAUGAGUUCCUGACCUACUUUAGCUCAUCUAAAAACCACAGUUUCUCUGUAUGUUCUAGUUUUAUGAUUGGUCUAAUGGGUUCUAGGUCAAUCAUGCUUUAAAACCCAGAUGUUAUCUAAUUGGUUAUGGAUUCCUGACUGUUUCUUAGAAGUGUGCUGUGACGAAGUGGGACUGUUCUUAAUGUUUCCUCUGAAUAGUGUGGGGGUGCCUAAGUUUCCCCUAUGCAGUUCUUAAGUCUCUAGGGGGUGGGAUAAGGGUGUAUGAUCAUUGUAGAGCCCUAGAGGCAGGUGUGUACAGGGGUCUGGACACAGAGAAUGGCCGACACCCUGUUUCCUGGCAACUGAUGGCCUGGGCCCUUCCUCCCUGCGAGGUGAGAGCUAAAGGGUUGGAGAACAAAGGAAUCCGGUGACCUCCUGGCCCAGGAAAGGGGAAAGCCCAGAGGAGGAGGGACUGGAGGGAGUUUCAGUUUGGGGCUGGCUGGAGACAUGGAGUGAAGGGCAGACGGGGUUGUCUCGCUCACUGCCCCCUAAAAUGGACCCAGCUGAGGGGUCCUGUUCUCUGCACCUAAAAGCUCUGUUUUAGACCAUGUUCCUGUCAUCUAAUAAACCUCCGUUUUACUGGCUG
Messenger RNA from Chelonia mydas (Green sea turtle), 2145 nucleotides. Its product is annotated as probable G-protein coupled receptor 33. Lineage: Eukaryota; Metazoa; Chordata; Testudines; Cheloniidae. Bases 110 to 1204 code for a protein of 364 amino acids. The transcript has 2 exons. Gene Ontology annotation, biological process: phospholipase C-activating G protein-coupled receptor signaling pathway; complement receptor mediated signaling pathway; positive regulation of cytosolic calcium ion concentration. Gene Ontology annotation, cellular component: plasma membrane. Gene Ontology annotation, molecular function: complement receptor activity; G protein-coupled receptor activity. The record is from RefSeq and is a predicted model, not a curated record.